This is a messenger RNA of Gavia stellata (red-throated loon), 3108 nucleotides long. RefSeq names its product extended synaptotagmin 1 (gene ESYT1). Lineage: Eukaryota; Metazoa; Chordata; Aves; Gaviiformes; Gaviidae. The record is from RefSeq and is a predicted model, not a curated record. Gene Ontology annotation, biological process: lipid transport. Gene Ontology annotation, molecular function: lipid binding.
AUGGAGCGGCGGGGCGCGGGGCUGGCGGCGCUGGGCGCGCUGGGCCGGCGGCUGCUCUGGGCGCUGCCCGCCUACGCCGCGGGGCUGCUGGGGCUGGGCGCGGGCGCGCUGGUGCUGGCGCUGGCGCUCUACGCGGGCUGGCGGCGGCGGCGGCGCGCCCGGGAGCGCGGUUUGCGGUUGGCCGCCCGCCUGCAGCGCGACGAGGAGGCCGCCGUGCGCGCCGCCGCCGCCGCCGGGCUGGGCGCGGCCCGCGGGGAGCUGCCGGCAUGGGUGAGCUUCCCGGAUGUGGAGAGGGCGGAAUGGCUGAACAAGGUCCUGGCCCAGGCCUGGCCCUUCUUCGGGCAGUACAUGGAGAAGCUGCUGGUGGAGAACGUCGCCCCGUCCAUCCGGGCCUCCAACAGCCACCUCCAGACCUUCGCCUUCACCAAGGUGGACAUGGGCGAGAAGCCCCUCCGCGUCCUGGGGGUCAGGGCUCACCCCGGCGCCCACAAGAAGCAGAUCCUGCUGGACCUCAACAUCAGUUACGUGGGUGACGUCCAGAUCGACGUGGAGGUGAAGAAAUUUUUCUGCAAGGCGGGGGUGAAGGGCAUGCAGCUCCACGGAAUGCUGCGGAUCAUCCUGGAGCCCCUCCUCGGGGACGUGCCCAUCGUGGGGGCCCUCACCAUGUUCUUCAUCCGGCGCCCGACCUUGGACAUCAACUGGACGGGGAUGACCAACCUGCUCGACAUCCCGGGGCUCAGCUCCAUGUCGGACACGAUGAUCAUGGACGCCAUCUCCUCCUACCUCGUCCUGCCCAACCGCCUCCUGGUCCCGCUGGUGCCCGACCUGCACGAGGCCGCCCAGCUCCGCUGCCCCCUGCCCCGGGGCGUGGUGCGGGUGCACCUCCGCGCCGCCCGGGACCUGCGCUCGAAGGAUCGGUUCAUGGGGGGGCUGGUGGAGGGUAAGUCGGACCCCUACGCCGUCCUGCGCGUCGGCACCCAGGUCGUCACCAGCCGCGUCAUCGACAACAACCUCAACCCCACCUGGGACGAGGUGUACGAGUUCGUGGUGCACGAGGUACCGGGGCAGGAGAUGGAGGUGGAGCUGUUCGACAAGGACCCCGACCAGGACGACCUCCUGGGCAGGAUGAAGCUGGAUUUCGGGGAGGUGCUGAAGGCUCGGGUGCUGGAGGAGUGGUUCCCGCUGCAGGAGGGGGGCCGGGGGCGGCUCCACCUGCGCCUGGAGUGGCUCUCCCUCAUGUCCGACGCCUCCAAACUGGACCAGGUUUUGGAGAGGAACCGGACAAUCGUGGCCAAACCCGACCCCCCGUCAGCCGCCAUCCUCGUUGUGUACCUGGACCGCGCCGAGGAGCUGCCCAUGAAGAAGCCGGGCAAGGAGCCCAACCCCAUGGUGCAGGUCUCGGUGCAGGACGUCACGCGGGAGAGCAAGGUCAUCUAUAACACGUCUGCUCCCGUCUGGGAAGACGCUUUCCGCUUCUUCCUGCACGACCCCGUGAACCAGGACGUGGACAUCCAGGUGAAGGACGACCCCCGCCAGAGCAGCCUGGGCUCCCUCUCGCUGCCCCUCGCCCGCCUGCUCGACGCCCCGGAGCUGACGCUGGACCAGCCCUUCCAGCUCCAGCGCUCGGGGCCCGGCAGCCGCCUCUACAUGAAGCUGGUCCUGCGGGUGCUCUUCUUCGACGCCCCUGAGAAUGGGGGCCCCCCACCCACCCCGCCAGGGCAGCCGGACCCCCCGGCCAGCACCGGAGGCACCCACCGGCCCCCCCACGCCAGCCCUGACCCCCAGUUUGGCUCCGAGCACGUGCUGCGGAUCCAUCUCCUGGAGGCCGAGAACCUGAUCGCCAAAGACAACUUCUUCAAGGGGGUGGUGCGGGGCCGGUCGGACCCCUACGCCAAGGUGCGGGUGGCCGGGAGGGUCUUCCGCAGCCGCGUGGUCAAGGAGGACCUCAACCCCCGCUGGAACGAGGUCUACGAGGUGAUCGUGGACAACGUGCCGGGGCAGGACGUGGAGUUCGACCUCUUCGACAAGGACAUCGACAAGGACGACUUCCUGGGCCGGUGCAAGGUGCCGCUGAGGCGGGUGCUGAGCAGCCGCAUCGUGGAUGAGUGGCUGCCCCUGGAGGAGGUGAAGUCGGGGCGGCUGCACGUGCGGCUGGAGAACCUGACCCCCAGCCCCAGCGCCGCCCUCCUGGAGCAGGUCCUGCACACCAACAGCCUCCUGCAGCCCGCCCGGGGCGAGGAGCUCUCGGCCGCUCUCCUCUCCGUCUUUGUGGACCGAGCCGCCGACCUCCCGCUCCGGAAGGGCUCCAAGCCGCCCGCCGCCUUCGCCAGCCUGGCCGUGCGCGACGUCUCCGUCAAGACCAAGACCUGCACCCCGACCGCCGAGCCCGUGUGGGACGAAGGCUUCUCCUUCCUCAUCAAGCGGCCACACGUGGAGUCACUGGAGCUGCAGGUGAAGGAGGAGGGGGGGCAGCCCCUGGGCGCCCUCAGCCUGCCCCUGCCCCAGCUCCUGGCCUCCGAGGGGCUGGCGCUGGACGGCUGGUUCCCGCUGGCCGGGGGGGGGCCCGGCAGCCAGGUCCUGCUGCGGGCGCAGCUGGGGGUCCUGGUGUCGCAGCAGCCCGCGGAGGCGCCGGGGGAGGAGGAGUGCGGGGCGGGGGGGCUGCGCCAGCGCCUGCUCCCGGCUGACAGCCCCCCGGAGCCGGCGGAGGGUCCCCGGGGACGGCUGCAGCUCACGCUCUGGUACCACGGGGACGAGCACAAGCUGGUGGCCAUCGUCCACGCCUGCAGGAAGCUGAGGCCGGUGUCGAAGGAGCUGCCCGACCCCUACGUGUCCCUGGUGCUGCUGCCCGACCGCAGCCGCGGCACCAAGAGGAAGACCAGCGUGCAGAAGAAGACCCUCAACCCCGACUUCAACGAGAGGUUCGAGUGGGACAUGUCCCUCGAGGAAGCCUCGCGGCGCAAGCUGGAAGCUCACGUCAAGUCCACCCUGUCCUUCAUGUCGCGGGAGAAGGAGGCGCUGGGGAAGCUCCAUCUGGACCUGGCGCAGGUGGAUCUGUCCGAGGGGGGAACCCACUGGUACGAGCUGCGGGAUGAGCGGAGCAGCCCCUAG